Rodentolepis nana is the source of this 2025-nucleotide messenger RNA. NCBI's taxonomy places the organism in Eukaryota, Metazoa, Platyhelminthes, Cestoda, Cyclophyllidea, Hymenolepididae. The record is from the annotation of a GenBank genome assembly.
AUGUCGUUUGUGCCUAAUUUUCCACCAUCUAUUCUACGGAAAGUCGGUGAUCAAGAAACCGAUGAUGGGAAAAAGAAAACAAAGGAAGACUUUAAAAGGAUGAAGGAAAUUGAAGAGGCCCGAAAGUUGGCUGUCAUGCCAGCUAUGAAGGAUGAAGAAGGUCGCGACAUUAAUCCUCACAUACCUCAAUAUAUCAUGCAAGCACCUUGGUAUUUUGGGUCUCUAAAGCCUACAUUAAAGCACCAGCGUAUGCAAGAUGAAGAGAAGAGAGAUGCUCUUGAAGGUGCUGCCAGAGGUUCUUCUGCUCUUAACAAAUGGUAUAAAAGGGGCGUUCAAUUGAAUGCUCCUCGAGCGAAGAAGUUUCGUGAAGGCGCUUGUGAAAAUUGUGGAGCUCUCACACAUGAUCGCAAAAAUUGUCUCGAGCGUCCCAGAAAGGUUGGGGCCAAGUAUACCGGCGUCGAUAUCGCGCCGGAUGAAUUCGAGCAGGAGGAUAUUAAACUCGGAUAUGACGCCAAACGCGAUCGAUGGAAUGGUUACGAUGCUCGUGAACAUCAAAGAUUCAUUGCAGAAUUUCAGCGGCUUGAGGAGGCGAGGAAGAUCGUUAAGGCAAAAAAAAUUGAAGAAAAGCUUGCUGAGGCUACUUCAAAGAGCGAAGAACAGGAACCUGGGUCCUCCAAACCCAACUUAGAUGAUGAGGAGGGCGAUGACGAUCGUUACGGUGAUGAGUUGGAUAUGCCUGGACAGAAAUUCGACAGCAAGCAACGUCAGUCCAUCCGAAACCUGCGUAUUCGUGAGGACACCGCUAAGUACCUUUACAAUCUCGAUCCCAACAGUGCUUACUAUGAUCCCAAGACGCGUGCAAUGCGCGAAAAUCCUUUCGAGAAUUCCGGUAAGUCAGAAUCAGAAGUCCCUUUCGCUGGUGACAAUUUUAUCCGUAAUGAUGGGGACGCACCGGCAAUGCUCAAGCGCCAGGUAUUCGCUUGGGAGAUGCAGAACAAGUUGGGUCUGGACCUGCAUCUACAAGCUGAUCCUACUCGAUUGGAGUUACUUGCAAAGAAGGUCUCUAUGGCUAAGGAGGAAGCGCAUUCUGCAAUUAGGGAGGAGAUUUUGGAGAAGUAUGGAGGAAGGGAGCAUCUAGAAGCACCGCCGAGGGAUUUAUUGCUUGGACAGUGGGAAAGUUAUGCGGAGUACACACCGACUGGACGGGUACUUAAGGGUUCAGAAAAGGCAACGGUGAAGUCACGUUAUGAAGAAGAUGUUUUUCCGAAGAACCACACGUCCGUAUGGGGCUCAUAUUGGUAUGCGGGCCAGUGGGGCUACCGUUGCUGCCACUCCCUUAUCAAGGAGUCCUACUGUAUGGGGGAGAAGGGCAAGGCUAACGCUGCACUCCCUAACACCAUCACUCCCACUCCAAGCACUACCGCCACGACCCCUGCCGCUUGUAGCGAUGCUGUUCCAAACCUUCCAGAAGUCCCACCAGAUGCUCAAAUCGGCUCCAGUGUCCUUGAGCCCCUUCUCUCCAUCUCCCAUUCAACAGAAGAUCUCGUCGACCCCAAGAGCAAAUAUUCUGAAGUUCGCUCCGAGAGCGAAGAAGAUGAGGCGAAAGCUGAGGAGAAAGCCCGUAUAAGACGAGGGGAGUUUGAACGUUCAAAAGAACGUCGUAAACGUCGGGCUAAGAAGAGGAAAGAGAAGAAAAACAAGUCGAAAUCCCGUCGCGCAAAGAAGCAUAAGAGGUCAAAAAGGAGUCGUAGCAGAUCAUGUUCAAGCAGCAGCAGCGAAAGUAGUUCAAAUGAUAGUGAAUUGGAAGAUGAAGAGACUAAGAGGGAGAAGAAGGUGCAAGAGGAGAUGGAGAAGGAGAGGAAGAGACUGGCUGAAGUGGAGAGACUUAUGGCAAUGGAUGAACGCCAGAGACCCUAUCAUUCUCUCAGCGUGAAUGAUGGACAUGUACCCACGCAAGAGGAAAUGGAAGCUUAUUAUAGGUUGAGACAGGAUCCAAACGACCCAAUGACCCAUUUUAAAGAUUAA